Linnemannia hyalina is the source of this 1755-nucleotide messenger RNA. Lineage: Eukaryota; Fungi; Mortierellomycota; Mortierellomycetes; Mortierellales; Mortierellaceae. The record is from the annotation of a GenBank genome assembly.
AUGGCAAACACCCCUGGUUCCCCUCCACCUAUUCCAACCACUAAACUGCUCACCCAGGACUUCUUUCCUGGGGACCACUCCGCUGCCCAUGGCUGCCCCCACCUCAAACCCGUCAAAAGGACUGGUGAGAUCCUCAGCAACUACCAAAUCCUUUCUCGCUACAGUCUUCAUUUCAAGCAUCGUCACGCCCUCGGCAUCCUCCCUCCCAAAAAGCGAUCCAAAAGCGGAGCUGAGGCAAAGCCUCAGGAUCUACAAAGCACCAUUGAUUCCGCAAAACCAAUACCACAACUGCCUAUCCCUUCUUGCAUGACCUGCGAGACGACCAUGGGUAGGAUUCACGCCUGUCUCCAGUGUGUUUUCGUUGGCUGCUGGAAGGGAGGCCACUCCCAGAGUCAUUCACAGGAAACUGGACACACGCUAUCUAUCGAGAUUAGCCGAUGUGGCCUCUAUUGCGGCCAGUGCAAGGACUUUGUUUACGACCGUGACUUUGACGGUAUCCACAACGGCGAAGUUCUGAGAAACUCGGAGAUCAUCUCUAUGGUGCAAGAACCAGGUCAAAAGCGACCUCGAUUCUCUAAAUGGCAUGCAGGAAACAAAGAGGCCGCGCUCAUCAAAGCAGGAUCAAAGUUGCAGGCAUGCCAAGGUCUGCGAGGACUUCGCAAUAUGGGCUCAACGUGUUUCAUGAACGUAAUCCUUCAGUGCUUUAUCCACAACCCAUUGUUGCGAGGCUACUUCCUGAGCGAUCAACACAGCUCCAAGAGAUGCGAAGUCAAGAGCGAAUGUAUGGGCUGUGAAAUGGACCAGCUCUUUACUCAGUUUUACUCUGGAGUGAAGACGCCCUAUGGACCUUGCAGCUUCCUUCACACCAUGUGGAUGUCCUCUUCAGACUUGGCAGGAUAUGCCCAGCAAGACGCACACGAGUUCUUCAUCAGUGCCCUGAACCAGAUUCAUGCAAAGUCUCCAACUUCCAAGCUUCAUCAUUGCAGUUGUGUCAUCCACAAGACCUUUGCCGGUCUCCUGCAAUCGGACGUGACAUGCCUGAACUGUGCCAACGUGACGUCCGCAUUCGAUCCUAUCUUGGACAUUUCACUUGACCUGCGGGCCACAAAGCGGAGUAAAUCAAUGAGCAAGGUGCGAGGACUGAACGACGAGCGAAAUGAUGGACCAAACUCUCUGGCAGAUUGUCUCGACCGAUACACUCAUCCGGAAAAGCUGGGUACAAACGAGUACAACUGUAGCAAGUGUGGCAAGACAGGACAGGAGGCAACCAAGCAGCUCUCCAUGAAGGUCCUCCCUCCUGUUCUGAGCUUCCAGCUGAAGCGAUUCGAACACUCAAUGGGCGCGUCCAAGAUCGAGACAAAGAUCAAGUUCCCGGCACAAUUGGACAUGACUCAGUACACGACUUCGACCCGCAAAUCGAAGAAGUCAAAGCUGCAGAAGCUCAACGGUGGAUCGGGAUCCGAGAAUGGAUCCCCGUCCAACGCUUCGACUCCUUCAUCCACAACCUCCUCCCACGCGGGUUUGGAGCCCAUUCCAACUUAUGUCUACAACCUCUUCGCAGUCAUCAACCACCAAGGCAAGAUGGAUACUGGCCAUUACACGGCCUUUGCCAAGCAUCGCGGGGAGUGGUUCUCCCUGGACGAUCACAAGGUGACUUUGUCAACCCAGAAAGAGGUCCUUGACAGCAAAGCGUAUAUGCUAUUCUACGUCAAGCAGAACUUGGACUAUGACUAUUCCAGCGCCACCAGGGACUAA